Messenger RNA from Melampsora larici-populina 98AG31, 498 nucleotides. RefSeq lists its product as uncharacterized. The transcript has 2 exons. The coding region runs from base 1 to 498 and encodes 165 amino acids. The record is from RefSeq and is a predicted model, not a curated record. Lineage: Eukaryota; Fungi; Basidiomycota; Pucciniomycetes; Pucciniales; Melampsoraceae.
AUGUCUGCUUCAUCCAGGAAGGCAAAAGAUGCCCACCGAGUAGUCUGUCGCUGUAAAGCCCGAGAAUGUUACCGCGGCCAGUAUAUUGAUGCUUACGGUCAGCCUCAAAAUGGGGUUGAGGUGUUACCCUCUACUCGCGACGCUCACGCCCUUGCUGAUCGGCGUAAGCAAGCACUCGGGGCAAAUUCAGCCCCUGCUUCGUCUCCGAGCGCCCGUCAAGAAGAUGCUGACGAUCUGGUGGCGCCUUUUGAAAGACUUAAUCUUCCAAACAAUCAUCUGCGCGAGCAACCUUCUGCCACUGAUGCUCCAGAGUUACUUACAAGGCUUGCAAGAGCCUCUCAGGGCUCUUCGCGCUCCGCGUCUAGUACCACUGAACGUAUGGCUUCAGCAAAUCUCACCCCAAAAGACAUUGAAGAGGUAGAUGCGCAUCAAAACAAUACAACGGGUUCCAUGAUUCCGCCUUACGAUUGUGCCAUGGUAUAUACUCUUUCUCCGUAG